Scophthalmus maximus (turbot) is the source of this 2403-nucleotide messenger RNA. RefSeq lists its product as uncharacterized. The transcript is spliced from 3 exons. Gene Ontology annotation, biological process: negative regulation of protein kinase activity. The record is from RefSeq and is a predicted model, not a curated record. The coding region runs from base 473 to 733 and encodes 86 amino acids. Gene Ontology annotation, molecular function: protein kinase binding; calcium-dependent protein kinase inhibitor activity. Lineage: Eukaryota; Metazoa; Chordata; Actinopteri; Pleuronectiformes; Scophthalmidae.
ACCGCUUCGAAAAACUUUGGCACACCUCCGCCGCGAUAACCCGAAGUGUCGGCGCUGUCGCUCGUGUCAGUCCCGCGGUGACGCGCACACGCCGCUGUGAGUCAAGACACAAUGCGAGGAAAUCCCCACGGCCGAGGGAACGACGAGAGGCCCCUUUAAAUCGAAAGAGAGAGAGAGAGAGAGAGAGGGAGAGAGAGACGCAGAGAGACUGAGAGAGAGAGAGCCCUGAUAAACAACAACACAGUUCUCAGAAGCCGCGUUUACCGGACUCAGCCCAUAACUGCGGCCUCGGCGAAAGAGAGGUGAGGCUGCGGGGACCUUCGUUGUGCCGUCCGCUGUCCAUACAUUCGUUGUUGAAUUGCCAUUGCGGAAGUGAGAGAGGCUUUUUUUUUUUUUUUUAAGGGCACGACGCAAAGCUUUGGACUGUGCGGACAUCUAGCGGCCAUUUGGGAGAAGGCGUGCUGGUGGCGAGAUGUACGGAGCGUCAGGUAUCCCCGAGCUCAUCCCGCCCGGCGGGCCGCCCCGGCAGCCCGGCGCGGCGGGCCAGUACAACCCGGGGCACCCGCAGGUCAACGGCCACGGCGGCGCGCCCAACCCGCAGAGACUCGGACAGAGAGCCCCGAAACUGGGCCAGAUUGGCCGGACCAAGAAAGUGGACUUGGACGAUGAAGACCUGGAUGACAUCAUGAACAACAACGGGCAGUGUCCUGUUGCCCUGUCUCCCAUCUCCUAAACUUCACCAGAAAGUGCCAAAAAAGAUAGAUAUGUGAAAAAAAAAGAAUCCCCCCGGGACGCCAAAACCUCCAUGGCGGUGAUCUUGGUCUUGGUCCCGCCAAGUGUCCUACUGAAGCAUCUGACGGCUCAACGCGGCACGAAACCGGCUCACUUAGCGCCAGCUGAAGCCUACAGGCUCUGGUUGUAUAUAGGGUUUAUUUAACUUAACUUUGGUCAUACUGUGAAAUAAUUGAAUUGUGUUGCAUAUCCCCCCCCCCCGCUCUACACCUCAGUCGGUGGCGGACUUAUCAGGACUUGGGGAAGGUUUGGAGGAAAGUGUCUAUAUUUUUCAGAGCUUCUUAAAAAAAGGGCUACAUUUCUAAAGUUGCACUGAGCAGAUGGCGAGGUGAAAAGCCGCCCCUUGCCUGCCUGUUUACCGGUGAGGGGUUACUGAUUUGUCUGUGGUUUGCGGGAGGGGGAAACGCGCCUGCUAAUGUGUAUCCACACAGGUCAAACAUUAAGCUUUGGUUGUGCAAUGACUAUCAUUCUCUACUCUCACACUGAUGCAAGCUGUGUACGGUUUUUCCAGUGGACGGAAGCUGGCUAUUUAUCGAAGAAAAAAAGAACAGCAGCUCCUGCUAAUUAUUUUUAAGAAAAGAAUCGAGACACUUUUGUUGUUGUUGUUUUUCUUGGCUUCUACAUGGUUUUUACUCGUCUUCUGAAUGGAUAUCGCUUCUGUCAUUUAUUAUGUUUCCAAAUGGUGCACUUUGUGGGAAUGCUGGUCAUGUGCAGAAUUCUAUGCAUGGAGUCUGUGAAGCGCGCCAGAACACGUAAGCUGGUACAUCAUGUUGUGAAGGGCUACUGCACGUAGCAGUAUUUCCGACCGCACCACCGUUUUUUGCUCUCCAGAUCACGCGGAGUCAGCGUGAGCUCAGUGUUUGCUCGGGCCGCAGACACGGCAGUUAAAACAAAACAAAAAAACCACAAACAGCACGUUGCUUGAGGUUGUGCUUGUUUCCGAUGGCAGGGGUCUCCCAGUUUGGGCCACGCCUCUGUGAUAACAGACAUUGGGCAGCAGGGAAGAAAAUGCCAAAUGACAUUUGAUGGUGCAUCAGAUUGAUCAUCAAAAAAUACACACAGCACAUGCUUGUUGAGCUACGCACGCAUGGCGUCAUAGUGUCUUUCAGGUUCAGGUUGACUACUUAAAGUUGACGUCAACCUUUGCGCUGCAAUUAUGAGAUAAUGAAAAACAAGCAGUCUGGGAUUAGCCGUUAUUGCUGAGACAAUCUUAACACUGAUGGGAUGUGCUUUUCGUUUUUUAGGGGGUGGGUUAAAGAUUGCAGUGGACCUUAGAAUGAUAUAAUGUCUGUAAAGGCUCAUGCUGAUGUCAUGUUACUUAGUUGGCUGUGAAAUUGUUACUAUAGUUCACUUUGAGUUCACAGCUAAUUCUCGGACUCAAAGAUUUGUCCGUUUGGGUCGCGGUUACCAUUUGCAUGGAAAUGGUCCACUUUUUGGAAAUGCAUCCCGGGAAAUAAAUGACAAAUCCCUGUGAAUCUUUGCGUUUUGUGUUAAGUGUAUUUUAACAUGCCUGAUUUACAGUUUUUCUCUGUCGUUCUGAUGCACCUGUGUCAGUUGUGUUCUGAAAGUGCAAAAAUGCAGUGAUCAAUACUUAAAAAUGCAUUUACCUAA